Messenger RNA from Homo sapiens (human), 4214 nucleotides. It is a transcript of the gene TAF5L, whose product is annotated as TATA-box binding protein associated factor 5 like. Gene Ontology annotation, biological process: regulation of DNA-templated transcription; regulation of somatic stem cell population maintenance. The record is from RefSeq and is marked reviewed. The coding region runs from base 242 to 1219 and encodes 325 amino acids. Lineage: Eukaryota; Metazoa; Chordata; Mammalia; Primates; Hominidae. The transcript is spliced from 4 exons. Gene Ontology annotation, cellular component: nucleus.
AUUGGCGGAGACGGUUGCGCGUUGGAGGCCCGAGCGGCCCAGCCCGCGGCCCGCUCCGUGUCAGUCAGUCAUGGAGCGGCCGCCCAGAGCGGCGGCGGGGGCGGCGGGGCGCGGGGCGCGGGGGCCCAGCUGAGCCGGCCGUCGGAGUGAGACCCUGCGGCAGAGACGACGGAGGCGGAAGCAACCCGAUCCCGGAGGCGGCGGCGGCGGGGGGAGCCGGAGCCGCCUGGGAUGUUCAGUCAUGAAACGAGUGCGUACCGAGCAGAUUCAGAUGGCAGUGUCCUGCUACCUCAAACGCCGGCAGUACGUGGACUCAGAUGGUCCCCUGAAGCAAGGACUGCGGCUGUCACAGACUGCUGAAGAGAUGGCGGCCAAUCUAACAGUGCAAUCAGAAUCUGGUUGUGCCAACAUAGUGUCUGCAGCCCCUUGCCAGGCAGAACCCCAGCAAUAUGAAGUACAGUUUGGACGACUGCGGAAUUUUCUCACUGAUUCUGAUUCCCAGCAUAGCCACGAAGUGAUGCCUCUCCUCUAUCCUCUCUUUGUCUACCUCCAUCUCAACCUGGUCCAAAACAGUCCGAAGAGCACAGUGGAAAGUUUUUACAGCCGCUUCCAUGGAAUGUUUCUGCAGAAUGCUAGCCAGAAGGAUGUCAUUGAGCAGCUACAGACCACUCAAACCAUCCAGGACAUCCUAUCUAACUUCAAGCUUCGAGCAUUCCUAGAUAACAAGUACGUGGUCCGUCUCCAAGAAGACAGCUACAACUACCUUAUCCGCUACCUCCAAAGUGACAACAAUACUGCCCUGUGCAAAGUCCUCACCUUACAUAUUCAUCUUGACGUGCAGCCUGCCAAGAGAACAGACUAUCAGCUGUAUGCCAGUGGCAGCUCCUCCCGCAGUGAGAACAACGGUUUGGAGCCCCCCGACAUGCCCAGCCCUAUUCUGCAGAACGAGGCUGCCCUAGAGGUCUUACAGGAGAGCAUUAAGCGAGUCAAGGAUGGGCCUCCCUCCCUCACUACCAUCUGCUUCUAUGCCUUCUAUAACACAGAGCAGCUGUUGAACACUGCAGAAAUCUCCCCCGAUAGCAAGCUGCUUGCUGCUGGGUUUGACAACUCCUGUAUAAAACUUUGGAGUUUACGAUCCAAGAAGUUAAAAUCAGAGCCCCACCAAGUAGACGUGUCCCGCAUCCAUUUGGCUUGUGAUAUUCUGGAGGAGGAGGUAUGAAUACCAUUUUUUUCUUCCCUGCACCCGCCUUCCUAAUUUCCUUAGAAUGUCCUUACCAAACACGACAUAUCUUAGAAUGGACUUCCUAGUUUCCCUCAUCAUAUAGCUAAAGCCAGACUAAUGACAUGUUACCUGUAGCCAUUGAAUUCCUGCACAUGCCUAACCUAAGAUGCAAAAACAAUUUUUAGCAGCAUUAACUUCUUAUUAAUGAAUGGUCAGUAUUUAUACUAUGUGAAAUGUGGAUAGCAACACUAAGCCUAAUGAAAGACCUUUAGCUAAUAUUGACUUUAGCUGAGAUUUGCAGUAAAUAUACACUUAUGUGUGUGCACAUUUGCUCAGGUACAAAUAAUCGGUAGUAGGAUAACUGAGUCGAAGGGCCUCCAUUGUCAACUGUAAUGAAUAUUAUUUUCCCCACAGAAGGUUGUGCCAUUUCACAGUCUCAGCAACAGUAGUAAGAAUACUGGCAUCCCUGCACCCUCACCACACUGGAUGGAUGGUAUUGGCUUUCUGAGGCCAGUGCAUAUCCUGUGGCUCCAUGUACCCCGGGGUGUUCCCAGACCCCACUUGGAGAAGUAACACAGGAAGUAGAGUUGCCAGCUCCCCUCCCCCCGUCAGUCAGUGUUCAAUCUUGUUUGGCUUGUAACCGUUUAGGACAGUCAUUGAAAAGGGCAGGCGCAGCUUGGGUUUCAGGUCACCAAAAAUCACUACCUUAGAAAAAAUGUGGGCCAAGGAAGAUAGAAAUUAAACUUCACAGCAUUAACUUUUCUUUAGAGUGGUCCUGAAAAAGCUGUGGGCCAAAGUAUUUUUGUCUUAUCACCACUGAAAUUCAGGUAGCUCUGCCUCACAUUACUUUGGAUGGAAAAUUCUUUACACAAUGUUGAAUAAUUAAGGAGCAAAAAAAUCACUCUAAUUAAAUUACAGUUAAUGAUAAGGAUGUCAAGAAUAUUGGGUGCCCUAAAUUAAACCAUUGUUUUCCUGUUCCUGUUUUCUGAGUCCACUUCCAGUUAGGAUGGCCUUUGAAUUUUUGAUUCUUGCAACCGAGACAGUAUAAUUGAAGGAUUUCCUUGUGAUGAGUGAAGAGUCUAGAUUCCCAUGUAGAAGCUUUAAUUUCUAGAAUUUUAUAGUACUCUCCAAAAUAUUUUUUAUUACAUUUGUAUUUGAAUUUUCAAACAUCUCUUUUCCUUGGAGACAGUUCCCUUUUUGGGAGUUCUUCUGAUAAAACUGAGGAAUACUGCCUGCAUUUGCUUUCGAUUUUCUGUAAAUACAAAAAAAAAUUACACUGACCUUAUUAGCUUUGAUGAUACAGAGUUUGGAGAUUAUUCUGUGCAUUAAAAAUUAAUAUUAAAGAAGAUAGCAUUAUGACAUCUGAUAACAGUAGACCAAAAUAAAACAUUUUAAGACUCUGGCCACUACUGGUAACUAGCUCUGUGGCUUGUCCUAUGUUUAUUUCCGGGUAUCAGAAGUGUAUCUGAAGACUCAGAAGUGAGGAACCGCAUGCGGAAUUCCAGGAACUGAAAGAAAUUAAGUAUGGCUGGAGUUAGGAGAGGGGCCAAGACAGGAAGUGAUGUAGUGACACUGUCUUAUAUGAGCAAUUAUGGCGGCCAAACUAGGGUAGUGGCAGUGGCAAAGGAGACAUGGAUGGACUAGAGAAGAGCUCGGUUAUUCAAUUACUGUAGGGGAUAAGGGAGAGCAAGCAUCAAGGGUGACGUUUGUGUUUCAGGCUUAAACAGUUGGAUGUCCAUCAAGAAGAAAGCAAAAGACGUCAUUGGAAUGGUGGUUUUGUUUAAGCAUUUCUGGCUUUCCAUCAUGGUUCAUACUGAAAGUACUGUAGAUGCUAGCUAACCUCUGCCCUUUUUAAGAAUAAACCUUUUUUUUAAACUUAAGAACUAAAGCUGAGAUUCUCCUAUUCUGUUGUUGAGGGGCUUCCUGCAUGCCCGCCCAUUUUAUCACAGCAAUUUGAGAAGUUUUCUUUUUGGUUUCUGACAACAAGCAUUUGGGGAGAAAGCCAGGCAUAAAUUAGUUACGAUAGUUGGUGUUUAAUGUUUCUCCAGUGAAAAUUUGGACUUUUCUUUUUCCCUUAUAGAAUGCAUAAUUAAAACAGACUAUUAUUUUGAAAUGAAAUAUUGAAUAUUAAAAAAAAUAAAAUAGAGACUCUUAAUACAGGAGCCACAAACUCACAUACCUAGAGAAACCAAACAGGUAAAAGCAAGUGGUGAAGCCACAUGGAUUAAUGAGAUGAUAGAAAGUACAAAAUCACUAUGUAAGUCAGAUUAAAAAGCCAGCUUGCACUCUCUGCUUUCAUCUUUUUGAAGCAAUAACUAUUACAUAAAUCAGUGAAUACAGUAUUUCUACAGUAUUUGAAACGGUGUUCACACCCAGCAAUUCCACUUCUAGACAUAUAUCCAAGAGAAUGGAAAACAUGUGCACACAGGCACUUGUACAUGAAUAUUUAUGGAAGCAUUAUUCACAAUAGCCAAAAAGUGGAAACAGUCCAAAUGGCCAUCAAGAUGAAUGAAUAAAUAAAAUGUAGUGUGUGCAUGCAGUGGAAUAUUAUUUGCCCAUAAAAAGAAAUGAAGCACUGAUGCAGGCUGCAACAUGGAUGAACUUGAAAGCUUUAUGCUACGUGAAAGAAGCCAGUCAUAAAAGGUCACCUACUGUUAUUCCUUUCAUAGGAAAUAUCCAGAUAGGCAAGUCCAUAGAGACAGAGAGGAGAGGAGUGGUUGCCAGGGGCUGGGCAAGGAGAAUGAGAGUGACCGCUAAUGGGUGUGGCAUUUCUUUGUGAGGUAAUGAAAAUGUUCUGUAUUAGAUAGUGGUGAUCAUUGCACAACUCUGUGAAUGUACUAAAAAUCAUUGAAUUGUACACUUUGAAAGAAUUAUAUAGUAUGUAAUUAUAUCUCAGUUUAAAAAAAAAAACAGGAUAACAGUAACCAAAAUCUUCUAUGUAAGCUUAAAAUUUUCUCUGUUAAUUAUGCCAAAUAAAACUGAAUUCACAGCA